GGACUUCAUUGUUUUUGUUUACAUUUGCAAAAAAGCGGUUUGAUUUUUGAUAAAAAAAAUUUUCUUUUGUGCAUAUAAAUAAAACCUAGGGAAAAAAAAGAAUCCAAAAAAAAUGUUUGCUCGUGAAUAUGAAUUGGGAAAAAAAAAUAAUAAUUUGAAUUGAAUUAUUAUUAAUAAUAAUCAUUAUAAUAAUGAUUAGCAACGAGAAAAAUGUUUGCUAUUCAACAGAGCCGACAUAAAUUAUCGCAGUCUUGGUAAAUCAUUCUAUCGAUCUGGAAAGUUUCCGCUUCGAAAUUGAUGAACGCUUGCGCAACCGCAGGUUCAACAUACACGUUUAUAUUUAUACAUCACACAAAUUCAGAAGGAAAAUUGAAACACAACCCCGAGGAACACUCGCCGCAAGUGUACUUUUCUCUCCCAAGUAUACUUUUUUUAAAUUCUCAUUGUUAUUGUUACAAUAUUGUUAAUUAAAAAUCCAAAAAAAAAAAAUAGAAAAAUAGAAAAAUUUUCUUUUGCAACGAGUUGCGAAUACAAGUAAAAAAAUUUUUUUUUAAUUUUUGUAUGUUCGUGUAUGUUCGCGCGCGUAUGUGUAUGUUUCUCUACUAUAUUAUAAUUUUUACUUGAAAUUUUCCAUAAAAACGAGGCUUAUUUUUUCGAAUUAAAAUAAUAAUAAUAAUAGUUGUAAAUUGGAGAAAUAAAUUUUUAUCUUCGAAGGCCAUACAGAAAGCGAACGAUCGAACGAGAGCUAAUAAAACGUCAAGAGAGGGUUGACAAUCAUCUGGGAAGGGGCGAAGGACAUCGAGGAAACAGAGAGGGCAGUUCGAAAGUGAAAAAAGCCAAAGUACCAAAGAAAGAAUCUCCAAUGUAUCCCGGUUCUUGUGCCGGAAGCAGAUCAAUUGUGAUAUGUCAUUGCCCCGUGAAUGGAGUUUUCAAAACUCGAGUCGAUCGGUCGAUGAUCGUGGACCCGCGGCGGCCGCGUCUCAAGAAAUUAUCGGUCCGACCGCCAUGGACGAGAAUAUGAACCAACAGAAUCAGCUGGGCUCUCUAUUUUCCAUUCAUUCGGCACCUGUUUAUGAAUUAAACACAGCAACAUCAUUAUCAUUAACAUCACCAAAGAGGCCAGCUUCAUUAGUUGUUCAUGUAACGCAGGCAAAUUCAACAUCAAUUGUACAACCACCACCAUCAUCACGUUUAAGUCCACCAGAAACAAUAAAUGACGACGAUGACAAUGACAAUCUAUUGACAAUUUCAAGUCUCACUGCACGUCCAUUAAUUGCCAAAUCGCGUGAAUUGCGUUCAACAAAAAAGAAACAGCAACAAUGUACAGUUAAUAAUCGAAAAUGGAUGAUGAUGAAAAAGAAGAAGAAGAAAAAAAAGAAAAAUGAAGAAACAAAUAAUGGUGAUAAAAUAAGAAAUCCAAAUUUUGUACCACUUGACGGUGGUUAUGGUUGGAUUGUUGUAUUUGGAGCAUUUUUUGUUCAAUUUUGGGUUGCUGGAUUAGUUAAAUCAUAUGGUGUUCUCUAUCUUGAAGUGAUGGAAACAUUUAAAGAUUCAUCGGCGACCUACGCAUCAUGGAUACCGGCAAUUUUGUCCUGUCUUUGUCUCGCUUUGGCACCAGUGACAAGCAUGUUGUGCCAAAAAUACAGCUGCCGAGCUGUGGUUUUCGUCGGUGGGCUUUUCUGCGCUCUUGGACUUACCAUUAGCUACUUUGCCACACGAUUAAUUCAUCUAUUUUUCACUUUUGGUGUUCUUACAGGAAUUGGCGGCGGUUUAUCAACAACACCGGGCAUAAUUUUAGUAUCACAAUAUUUUGACAAACAUCGUGCACUUGCCAAUGGAAUUUGUGUCUCCGGAACGGCAGCUGGUAGUUUUGUUUUACCACUAAUGAUUAAAACUCUAAUCACAAAUUUUGGCUUUCAUGGAACAAUUUUACUUCUUGGCGGUUGUAUGCUUCAUGUUUGUGUUAGUGCAACACUAUAUCGACCAUUGGAAAAUAAUUAUAUUUUACAAACAGAAACAACAACAUCCAAUGUUGCAAAAUCAACAAUAAUUAAUAAUGACGAUGUUGAUGAUAAUAAUGGAAUAAAAAUAAAUGAGGAAAUAAUUGAACAAUUUCCAACGAAACAACAAAAAUUAGAUUUAUUAUUUGCCAAUGAUACAAUGACAAAAAAUAAUCUUUUAAAUGAACUUUUUCAUCAUAACAAUACAGUAACAUUGGAUUUAACUGAUAGCGAGGAAGAAAAAGAUAUUAUGGGCGAGGGUUUAAGAUUAAAGCCAUUACCAAAAAUUCGUAGUUCCAGUAUUUUACAUAGUGUUGAGGAUCUUUCAACUGAUUCAACUUGUGUUUAUAAGGCAAGAUCUUCUCUCAGAUCUUUGAGAUCGUCGGUAAUUGCUGUUUGUCCACAAACAUUGACAAUUGAAAAUUUAUCAGAGGAGAAAAUAGUGAAAAAAUCAUUGGCACAAAGAAUAGCACAAUAUCUUGAUUUGAGCCUAUUGAAAAAUCCACAAUUUAUGAUGAUGUGUCUAUCGGUAAUGUUAAUGUCAACCGGAAGUCCCUAUAUGCUUUAUUAUCUUCCGGCGUAUGUUCACGCGAAAGGUUACACAAAAUCGGAAGCUGGUUAUCUUGUUGCAAUAUCCGCAACACUCGAUCUUUGCGGAAGAUUGGGACUUGGAUGGUUGUCGGAUUUGCAACUUUUCGAUAGACGAAAGGGUUACAUUGGAAGCAUUGUGGGAGCUGGAGUGGCAGUUUUAGCAAUUCCCAUGGCCCAUUCAUUUUACAUUUUAGCGUGUUCCGUUGGAAUGUAUGGACUUUGUUUAGGAUGUUGGUUUCUAUUGGUUCCAGUUCUUCUCGCUGAUCAAUAUGGUACUGAUAAAAUAUCAUCCACCUAUGGACUUGUCAGAAUGUUUCAAAGUGUUGCUGCAAUUUCAAUGCCACCACUUGCAGGGUACUUGCGGGACGUGACCGGAAGUUACAGUGCUUGUUUCUUAUGUAUGGGCACUUGUAUGGUACUGGGUGGUUUGCCACUUUUAUUAGUGGCAAACGACACAUCUAAAACUGAAACCGAGCUGCCAGUUGAGACAGAAAAUAAAAAGGAUAUUGCUUCACCGACCAAGGAUUAAAAAAAAAAAAAAAAGAAAAAACAAACUGCCCCCUCGACAUCGAUAAAAAUAA
Messenger RNA from Leptopilina boulardi, 3172 nucleotides. RefSeq names its product monocarboxylate transporter 12-like (gene Sln). Lineage: Eukaryota; Metazoa; Arthropoda; Insecta; Hymenoptera; Figitidae. Gene Ontology annotation, biological process: monocarboxylic acid transport; transmembrane transport. Gene Ontology annotation, molecular function: monocarboxylic acid transmembrane transporter activity. The transcript is spliced from 9 exons. Bases 904 to 3120 code for a protein of 738 amino acids. The record is from RefSeq and is a predicted model, not a curated record.